AUGGGAGACGCCCCAAACAAGAUCUCAAUUACUAUCUGCGGGGACGGUGGAUGCGGAAAGUCUUCCAUCACCCUGCGGCUGGUUCGCAGCGAAUGGGUCCACGAAUAUGACCCUACCAUAGAGGACUCGUAUUCUGUUUCGCGUACCAUCGAUGGAGAACAAUAUUUCUUGUCUAUUACCGAUACUGCUGGCCAGGAGGAAUAUCGAGGAUUGUGGGCAGCGUCCAACCUAAAAUCGGAUGCGUUUCUUCUCGUUUACGACAUCACUAGCAAGUCCUCCUUAAGCGCCCUAGAUUAUUUCAUGGAUAUGAUCGAGAUGGAAGCCGAUCAACGUGCGGAGGACAACUUGCGGUUGAUGAGAGAACUAGGCGAUAGUGCACGAGGGGUAGAAUUUGGUAUGGCUGCCCCAGUGAAGAUUGUCGCGGGGAAUAAAUGCGAUCUGAAGGACAGCCGGGUCAUCAGCGCGAAAGACGGCCUGGAAUAUGCCCGGAAACACAACAGCGGAUUUAUGGAAACAAGUGCUCGGGAAAUGGUUAAUAUCGAAGAAACAUUUGCUCGUGCGGAUCCUUCCCGAUUCUCGAAAUGCGCGAUCUGA
Molecule: messenger RNA, 594 nt
Organism: Aspergillus nidulans FGSC A4
Lineage: Eukaryota; Fungi; Ascomycota; Eurotiomycetes; Eurotiales; Aspergillaceae
Product: putative RAS small monomeric GTPase
Exons: 4
Coding region: 1-594 (197 amino acids)
Biological process (GO): signal transduction
Cellular component (GO): membrane
Molecular function (GO): GTPase activity; GTP binding
Source: RefSeq, a predicted model, not a curated record